AUGGAAAAGAGACACAAAUGCAAGCUCUGUUUCAGAAAUUUCUCCAAUGGCAGAGCUUUAGGCGGGCACAUGAGAUCCCACAUGAUGAAAUUCUACGACGAGGCCAAAAAACGGCGGCCGGAAAAUCAUUUCCGGCCAAUAAACUCGUUCUCGUCGACCUCAAUAUCUCAAACUUCAUUUUCAUCCUCGUCAUCAUCGGAAGGAAACGAGACGGAGUCUUGCAAUAACAAAACGGAUCGGGCCGAAAUCGGGUCGGGUCGGGGCUCGGGUCACGGCCGGUUGGAGAAAAGGUUGAAGCUUGACGAGCAGUCGUCGUCGUUGAGCUCGAUUUCCGGUACCACCCCUGAGGAGGACGUCGCCCGGUGCUUGAUCAUGCUGUCGAGGGACAGGUGGACGAGGGCACAAGUGGAAAUUCACGAUUAUGGCGGUGGGGGCUUCGCCGGUAAUUUGGAAAGUUCGGGGGUGGGUAAAGCAAAUAAGGGCAAGUCGAGGAGCGGAUACAAAUGCGAGGAGUGCGGCAGAGUGUUCAAGUCGUAUCAAGCGCUGGGCGGCCACCGGGCAAGCCACACGAAGGUCAGAGUCGAGACGCCGGAAAUUAGGAAAUCCGGCCGCCGGCCGACGGGAGUGGAGAAAUUACACCAGUGCCCUUUCUGCCACAGGAUUUUUCCGUCGGGUCAGGCGCUCGGAGGGCACAAGCGGUCGCAUUUUAUGGGGCAGGGGAGGGUUUUGGAAAAUGGUGAUAGUACGAGCCCUGAUAAGCAAAAUACCAGAAAUGGGGAUUUUCUCGAUAUAGAUCUCAACUUGCCGGCACCAGCUGAGGAAGGCGAGGGCAGCCAGGUUGCAAUUUCUGCUGUUUCUGAUUCUGAUUUAGUUUCUUGA
Messenger RNA from Striga asiatica, 879 nucleotides. Lineage: Eukaryota; Viridiplantae; Streptophyta; Magnoliopsida; Lamiales; Orobanchaceae. The record is from the annotation of a GenBank genome assembly.